Plenodomus lingam JN3 is the source of this 1362-nucleotide messenger RNA. RefSeq lists its product as uncharacterized. The record is from RefSeq and is a predicted model, not a curated record. Gene Ontology annotation, molecular function: DNA-binding transcription factor activity; transcription cis-regulatory region binding. Lineage: Eukaryota; Fungi; Ascomycota; Dothideomycetes; Pleosporales; Leptosphaeriaceae. Gene Ontology annotation, biological process: positive regulation of transcription by RNA polymerase II. Gene Ontology annotation, cellular component: nucleus.
AUGGAAGAUCAAAAUGAAAGACGAUUUCAGAGCGGCAAAUCCAAAGACACGUCGCAAGAAGAUCGACUAGAACGUCGACAAGGUGGUACGGAUUCAGCAUUCGGGAAUCCACCAGUAAACGUCCCUUUUACACCAGAUACAUCACAACACAAUGACCCGCAAUCGCCCAAUUUACCGCAAACUGCAUCACGUUUGGGAGACUCCUUAGAGAGCGAGCGGCCCUUAUCAGAAAGUAUUGUUUUAACGGCAGAGGAAGCAUCACUGUACAACCACUACAACGUCCAUCUUGGUCGAUGGAUGGACUGUACUAAUGCCUCCCGCCUUUUGACGCUCAGAGUGAGCGAGAUGGCCAGGCAUCAGCUUUUUUUGCACCAUGCAGUUAUAUGCUUCGCGUCACGUCACAAGGGUGAUCAUCAGAAAGCUGGGGAUGCGUACCACAAAUGCAUAACAUUACUGAUUCCUCGCCUCGAACAGAAUCCUGGUAACGAUGAAGCACUGCUUACCGCUGUAAUACUUUUACAUUUUGCAGACCAGCUUAGUGUACAAUCCAAUGUGGGAAUGUGCGACAAAUCUCACCUUCAAGGUUCUUCUGGCAUUCUCCGUGCCUCUCAAUUAACACGCUUCAUUGAUCCCUCGGCACCUACCGUGCGUGAGGCUGUAUUCUGGGUCUAUGUGCGACAAAGUCUCUACAACGCUACUAUCAGACAGCAGCCACUAGAUCUCGACUUCUCAUUGCAACUUGAACCGCUCGCAGAUGCUGUUGGAAACCAACAUCGCUUGGAUGCUCUGAGACGAGAGACUGCCUGGGCCAAUCAGAUGCUAUGGCAUACUGCAUGUGUAGCUAACUUUUGCUUUGCGGACACUGGAGCACAAAGCGGUCAGGCGGGAACUACGCAACGAUGGCAAGCGCUUUGGACGCAGAUCCGAACAUGGCGAGAUAAAAGACCGAGUUCUUUCGACCCAAUCUGGGCAGGCCCAUCCACCGACGAGGACGUAUUUCCCGACAUAUUUUUCACGGCAGACUGGCAUGUAAUCUCCUUCACCUUUUACCACUUCGCAAGUAUACUCCUGCUCACAUAUACGCCUGGCCCAAAAUUUGGAAUGCGCAUUAUACAAAGCGAAGAGUCUCGAUUGAAUAUUAUAAAGCAUGCUGAGGCCAUAUGCUCCGCCUCCAACUCUUCGCCGCAGAACCCGCAACUAUACAUUAUAGUGUGCCAUACGGUCUUCAUAUGGGGGCCUUUAUUGUCCAACAGCGCCAAAAGACAGAAGGUCAUUUAUUUACUAGAAACAUUUCAGAAUUCUCACUUUUGGGGAACAUCUUGGAUUGUCAGUGCAUUAAAGACGGAAUGGGGCAUAGAAUGA